Messenger RNA from Rotaria sordida, 1236 nucleotides. Lineage: Eukaryota; Metazoa; Rotifera; Eurotatoria; Philodinida; Philodinidae. The record is from the annotation of a GenBank genome assembly.
AUGCCAAUUACAUCAGUAUCAAACAAUGCAAAGCAAUCAGUUCAAAUGUCAGAAGUAGAUAAAAUCAAACAAGUGAGAAAACGUACAUUUUCACAUUGGCCACAUCGAUCAUCAUUUUCCAGCUCACAAAUGAUCGAAGCUGGAUUUUUUAGUUGUAAUGUUGGUGAUCGUGUCAUAUGUAUUUAUUGCAAUGUCAUUUGCCAACAAUGGACUCCAAAUAGUGAUAAUCCAUGUGAAAUACAUAAAAUACUCUCACCCAAAUGUCCUUAUGUUAUUGCUAUAUUGACUCGUUCUCAAACAUCAUCCAUUUUGGUCAUCAAUGACCAUGAUCGUACUGAUCAAUCAUUAGCCUCAACUAGUAUCGAUCCAUUUCGAUGUAAUGCAAUUGUUUAUACUGCAGCCUGUAAUGGAGGAUAUAUUGAAAUACCGAAACGACAUGCAUCUUUUGCUACUUGGCCAAAUGAAAAUUUACCAUCUGUUGAUGAUCUAGUCAGAGCUGGAUUCUUUUAUACUGGCAGUAAAACUAUUGUGACUUGUUUUUAUUGCAACGGUUCUCUACAAAAUUGGAGUCCCAAUGAUAAUCCAAUGAUAGAACAUGCUCGUUGGUUUCCACAUUGUGCAUAUGUUAAACAAUUGUGUGGGUCUGAACUGUAUCGAAAGAUUCAAGAAUCAAAACAAAUCCAACAAGAAAGGGUGAAAGCUAAUGAUGCAAACCAUCAAUCUGGAACUAGUAGUGGUAGCUCGAGUUAUGAGCGUCUUUUGAUACCGGAUGAGAGCACUUUAUCAAGACUUGUAGCUGCUCGACUUGAUCUGCCAAUUUCACAAAGUCUACUUAAUCGUAAUUUCAAACUGUCAAUCAUCAAAAGAUGUUGGGAGGAUCAACUUAGGUUAAAACAUGAAGAUUUUGUGAGCGACUGUGAUCUAUUCAUGGCUUGUAAAAUCCUUCAGAAACAAAUAGAACAUAUAGAUGGUAAGAAGGAAAACAUAAUUGUACCAAGUAUGGCUAUGGCGAAGAUUCGAGAGAGAAAUCAAGCAGAAACUCAUGGUCAUGAACAGCCAGGAUCUGAGUUAUCGUCAACAAAUUCAUCAGUCGGAAGCGAUGUUGAAAUAACAACGUCGUCAUCAGAAUCGAUUCGGAACAGUGUAACUUCAAGAUUUUCUGAUAUAAUGGAAGAGAAGCAACAAGAUAAUAAGUCGCGAAAAACAGACAACGUUGAUCAAAGAAAUCGUCAAUAA